Serinus canaria (Common canary) is the source of this 4833-nucleotide messenger RNA. It is a transcript of the gene PHTF1, whose product is annotated as putative homeodomain transcription factor 1. The record is from RefSeq and is a predicted model, not a curated record. Gene Ontology annotation, cellular component: endoplasmic reticulum. The transcript is spliced from 22 exons. NCBI's taxonomy places the organism in Eukaryota, Metazoa, Chordata, Aves, Passeriformes, Fringillidae. Bases 259 to 3672 code for a protein of 1137 amino acids.
CGCGGGGCUGUUCACGUUCUCCCCGCUCAGCCUCCCGCCACCCGGGGAGCGCCGACACCACCACCGGCACCACGCCGAGCCCGCCGGCCACAAGGCGAGGCGCGGCAGCCCCGCGGACGGCGCGGCGGGGCGGCCCAGCCAGCGAGAAACUCCAGAUGAAAAUGGCAAAACCCAGCGAGCUGACAGUCUUAUUAUGAAAAGAUAAAGAAAAAAAAGAAAAAGAAACACCGGGAAGAUGUGAGGGGAAAACGCCUGAAGAUGUACAACAAAGAGGUGCAGACAGUGUGUGCUGGGCUCACUCGCAUUGACAAGGAGACUCUGUCUCAAGGACAGUGUGACAACCUGGAAAUGAACAAGGAAUCCUUCAGGUACCUGAAGGAUGAGCAGCUGUGCAGACUGAACUUGGGCAUGCAGGAAUACCGGGUACCCCAGGGAGUACAGACCCCCUUUGUGACACACCAGGAGCACUCUGUCCGCAGCAGCUUCCUGAAGACUGGCACUAAAUUCAGUAACUUCAUUCACGAGGAGCACCAGUCCAAUGGAGGUGCCCUGGUCCUGCAUGCCUACAUGGAUGAACUCUCAUUUUUGUCUCCAGUGGAGAUGGAGAGAUUUGCAGAAGAGUUUCUUGCGUUGUCAUUCAGUGAAAAUGAUAAAAAUGCAGCUUACUAUGCUUUAGCCAUAGUGCAUGGAGCAGCUGCCUAUUUACCAGACUUCCUGGAUUACUUUGCUUUUAACUUUCCAAACACUCCAGUGAAAAUGGAAAUUUUGGGCAAGAAGGACAUUGAAACAACAACAAUUUCAAAUUUUCACUCUCAGGUCAAUCGGACGUACUGCUGUGGCACCUACAGAGCAGGACCCAUGCGCCAGAUCAGCCUGGUAGGAGCAGUGGAUGAAGAAGUGGGGGACUACUUCCCAGAAUUCCUAGAUAUGUUGGAAGAAUCUCCAUUUCUCAGAAUGACCCUGCCCUGGGGGACUCUUUCCAGUCUCAGACUGCAGUGCAGGUCCCAGAGUGAUGAUGGGCCCAUCAUGUGGGUGAGGCCAGGAGAGCAGAUGAUCCCCACAGCUGAUAUGCCAAAAUCACCCUUCAAACGGCGCCGGUCCAUGAACGAGAUCAAGAACCUGCAGUACCUACCUCGGACCAGCGAGCCCCGCGAGGUCCUGUUCGAGGACAGGACCCGAGCUCACGCUGACCACGUGGGGCAGGGCUUUGACUGGCAGAGCACAGCUGCUGUUGGGGUGCUCAAGGCUGUGCAGUUUGGGGAAUGGAGUGACCAGCCUCGUAUAACCAAAGAUGUGGUUUGUUUUCAUGCUGAAGACUUCACUGAUGUUGUGCAGAGACUUCAGCUGGACCUGCAUGAACCUCCAGUGUCACAGAUCGGGGCCUACGACCAGCAGAUAUGGGAGAAGGCCGUGGAGCAGACCCAGAUGAAGGUACCGGCGGCGGGGGGAGGACGGGCGGGCCCCGCGCCUCUCGCCGCUAACUCGGCCGUGUAUUCCGCCCCGCAGGGCUUCAAGAACAAGCCGAAGAAAAAGGGGCACAUCCAGCCCGAUCUGAUCGACGUGGAUCUGAUCAGUGGCUCUACCUUUGCCAAAGCCAAGCCUGAAAUUCCCUGGACAUCACUGACAAGGAAGGGAAUUGUGAGAGUGGUGUUUUUCCCCUUGUUCAGCCAGUGGUGGAUACAGGUCACUUCCCAGCGCAUUUUUAUGUGGCUCUUGGUGCUCUACGUUAUGCAAGUGGUAGCAGUGGUGCUGUACUUCACGGUGCCUGUUGUGAGUGCCAGUGAGGUGAUGGGACCCCUGUGCCUUAUGCUGCUACUGGGGACAGUUCACUGCCAGAUCGUGUCCACGCAGGUGAACAGAGCUGCAGGGAGCAACGGGCUCAGCCGGCGCCGCAGGAAGUUACGCAAGGCUGUGGGUGUGGAUGGGAACAGUUGGUGUUCUCCUGACAGAACCAGCAAGGAAGAGCAGCCUGGCUCUGCAACUCUGCUGACCAAUUUAUCCAGUCUGCUCUUCCAGAGGAGGAAUAGAAGAGUAAAGCUGGUAGCUGAGAAAGGGACUGAGACAGAAAGUGGUGUGAGUGCAAUGGGUGAUGGCAUCAAAGCCAGACAGGCCAGAUCUGAACACAGGCUGCUGCACUCCAAAGAGAAAAGUAAACUUUCUGAUGGGGAGAAGAGCCAGCAGGAGGAUGGCACCAACAGGGACGGUGCCUCUGACGAGCUGUCGAGCGAGGAGGAUGCUGAGGAGGCCGAGGCCCUGGCACAGAGGCUCCUGCCACGCCCCAGCAUGGAAGGGGCUUCCAGUGACAACAGUUAUGAGGAAAAGAAGAAGAGGCCUCUGGUUUCUCUCAACCAGGCUGUCUCACAGGUCAAGCAAGCCCUGAAAGCUGCCAGAGACUCUGACAGUGUUGUGGAGUCUGAGCUGGAAUCCACAUUAUACAGGCAGGACCCCCGGUCGUGCCUGAGCGUGGCGCCCCGGAGCUGCGGCGGGAGCCGGCGGGACUCGGAGAGCACCCGGCAGGACUCGGAGACCGAGGACAUGCUGUGGGACGAUCUCCUGCACGGCCCCGAGUGCCGCUCCUCGGGCACCAGCGACAGCGAGGAGCGCUCCCGCAGGGACUCCCGCAGGGACCCCAAGGAGGACGUCUUCCAGCAGAACCAUCUGUUUUGGCUGCAGAACACCAGCCCAGCAUCUGCCAAAGUGAGUGCUCUGAUCUGGGAAGGGAAUGACUGCAAGAAGGUGGACAUGUCCGUGCUGGAGAUCAGUGGGAUUAUCAUGAGCAGGGUUAAUGCCCACCAGCAAGGAGUGGGGUAUCAAAUGCUGGGAAACAUCAUCACCAUCGGAUUGGCCUUCCUGCCAUUCCUCUACAGACUGUUCCGCACAGAUAACCUGGAGCAGCUCUGCUCCAUUUCUCUGAUGGAGCUUCUGCACAUCUUCUGUGGAGCCCCUAUCAGUGCCCCUGUGCUCAUCCUGUCUGCCAUCAACUUUCUGGAAAGGCUGUGCUUAACCUGGAUGUUUUUCUUCAUGAUGUGUGUUGCUGAGAGAACCUACAAACAGAGGUUUUUGUUUGCCAAGCUCUUCAGUCACAUCACAUCUGCUCGGAAAGCCAGGAAAUACGAAAUCCCUCACUUCAGGCUCAAGAAGGUGGAGAACAUCAAGAUCUGGUUAUCCCUUCGCUCCUACCUGAAGAGACGAGGCCCCCAGAGGUCUGUGGAUGUUGUGGUGUCCUCAGUCUUUUUACUGGCUCUUUCAAUUGCUUUUAUCUGCUGUGCCCAGGUUCUUAAGGGUCACAAAACCUUUCUGAGUGCAGCUUACAACUGGGAGUUCCUGAUGUGGGAGGCAGCACUGCUCCUCUUCCUGCUACGUCUGGCAUCUCUGGGCUCUGAGACCAACAAGAAGUACAGCAACAUUUCCAUCCUGCUCACUGAGCAGAUAAACUUGUACCUGAAGAUGGAGAAGAAGCCAAACAAGAAGGAGCAGCUGUCUCUGGUGAACAAUGUGCUGAAACUGUCCACCAAGCUGCUGAAGGAAUUGGAUAGUCCAUUCAGGCUGUAUGGGCUGACCAUGAACCCACUGAUCUACAACAUCACACGGGUUGUCAUCCUCUCUGCUGUCUCAGGAGUGAUCAGUGACCUGCUGGGAUUCAACAUCAGAUUAUGGAAAAUUAAACCAUGAAAUGGCAGAACAUCAGCCCUGGGGAUCUCCACCAGCCACCAGAGAAGAGAACCAGCAGUGUGGGCAGAAAGAAGAAAACUGACAGAAAUCUGUAAUUCCAAUUUUUAAACAGAUUCCCAAUGCGUGCAUCAGAAGUUUUCUUUCUGCUUUACUGCUCUACAACAUCCAGAGUGAACUGGUCUCAUCAGUGAUGUCAUCCCAUGGCAUGCACAGAAAAUCUGGAUUCAUGGGGCCCAAUGCUGGCAGCUGGCACUGAACCAGCAGGAGCUGGUGUGGGACAUCAAACACUAAAGCCAUACAAGAGCUGCAGCUGGGGCACACCAGUGGCUGUGCCUGGGGCCACGUGUCUGUAAAACCUGCACCCUGGGCAUGUGGCAAGGAGGGACUCAGCCCUCCUGGCCCAGUCAGCCUUCCUGGGGCUGCACUGGAAUAUUCCAGGUUGAGAAUCCUUUGCUGCACUGACCUGGCUGUGCUGAAGAGCUUUUCUUUCCUGAGAGCUCUGUGUGCUCAAGGCUUUGCCUCCAUCCUGAAGCACCUCAGGAUGCACCAGGUGAAUUCCCCUUCCCUGCUGACAAUCCAGCAGCACCCAAAUCCUGCUGGGGGCUUGAGCUGGGGCUGCUGCAAAGAAAUCAUUGAGGACGGUGGUUACAGGAGAAAAACCUUUCAACACACACUACAGGCAAAGUGUUCAUGAGCUGGAGAAUGUUUUGUCACAUCUCUUCCCUGGAAUACUCAGCUCCAUCCUGUCCUGGCUGUGCCAGCAGCUCUGCUCCAUGGUGUGAGCAGCUGUUGCAGCCCAGCAGUGCAAUAGAGCCUCACCCUGGACACCUGGGGAGGAAAUCUGGGGGGAAAAACCAGCUUUGACAAAGACUUCCUCAGAUUCAUGUUUAGAAAGGUCAUGGAGAGCAGGAAAACAUUUGAAGGCUUCUGUAACAUUUCCCUUCACUGGCUCCAGUGGCUUCUAUUUAUUGUAGUGAAAGGAACAAAAACUGAGGAACUUCUCAUUCCUUCACAGGAGGGUGAAAUGGCAGAGGAAUAUUUGGUAGUAAAUUGUUUACAGCUAUUUUCUGUGCAAGGAAAGGUUGGGAGAUGUAAAAGGAGGUGACAUUUUUAUAUAGCAAAAUGUGCAAAUAAACCUGCAGGACAAGCACUUCAUCAUCA